Rhizopus microsporus ATCC 52813 is the source of this 783-nucleotide messenger RNA. RefSeq names its product ribosomal protein S5 domain 2-like protein. Lineage: Eukaryota; Fungi; Mucoromycota; Mucoromycetes; Mucorales; Rhizopodaceae. Bases 1 to 783 code for a protein of 260 amino acids. Gene Ontology annotation, biological process: translation. The transcript has 2 exons. The record is from RefSeq and is a predicted model, not a curated record. Gene Ontology annotation, cellular component: ribosome. Gene Ontology annotation, molecular function: RNA binding; structural constituent of ribosome.
AUGCUAGCACUUGGUCGUUCAUUUGCCAAGCUUUCGGUCAUCCCAGCAGCAAGAAUAACAGCAACUCGUGCUUAUGCCACAGUUGGAGACAAGAAGCUUCGACACCCCGCACUUAACAAAGACAAUGUGCCUGACUUGAGCAAAGUCGAUUACAUUCUCGAUCAUCCUACUGAAAAGCCUAGCACAUUAGAACAACAAAAGACCUUUACACCUCAUCGUCCACCUGAGGUUGUGAUGAACACAGUAACUGAUAUUAUUGAUACGCCGCUUAGUGCUCCAGAACAAGCUCGAUUGAUGAAAAAAGCACUUGUGGUCAAACGAGUUGUCAACAUGAACGGUAAAGGUAAACAACCCUCCAUGUAUGCCUUAGUUGUUGUUGGAAAUGGCAAUGGCUUGGCUGGCUAUGGUGAAGGUAAAGAUGAAGAAGCAGCCCGUGCUGUGCGUAAGGCAACCAACCGUGCCAUCAAGAAUAUGCGAUACUUUGAACGCUACGAUAAUCGCACAUUACCUAUGGAUCUCACACAUAAAUUCCACGCCACCACAUUAGAACUUCGUGCUAGACCGCCAGGAUUUGGUAUUCGUACGAAUCACUAUGUGCACGAAAUCUGUAAAUGUAUCGGCUUCCAAGAUAUCAGUGCUAAAGUGAGAGGAUCAACAACACCUAUGAACGUGAUUAAAGCUGCAUUUGAGGCAUUGUCAAAUACAAAACAACCUGAGGAUAUUGCAAGAAUGAGAGGAAAGAAAUUGGCUGAUGUUCAGCAUGUGUAUUUUGGUGGUAACUAA